This is a messenger RNA of Fopius arisanus, 6405 nucleotides long. RefSeq lists its product as uncharacterized. The record is from RefSeq and is a predicted model, not a curated record. NCBI's taxonomy places the organism in Eukaryota, Metazoa, Arthropoda, Insecta, Hymenoptera, Braconidae. The transcript is spliced from 3 exons. The coding region runs from base 629 to 4450 and encodes 1273 amino acids. Gene Ontology annotation, cellular component: nucleus.
UUUCGGAGUAAAUUAUAUUUUCCAGAUAAUCCAUCUCUGCCCAAAACGGUAAGUACGAUAUUAAAUUAUUAUUGAAGUAAAUCAAGUAAACAUCACUGACAAAUUUGUGAAGAUAUUUUUAAUAACUGUUAAUUCGUUCAAGCACAAAUAAUCAGCAGUCGGAGGCUUUGAAAUCAGCUCGUCAAAAAUUCCAGUCAGUGGAAUCUGAGGCAUCGAAGAGCUCAGAGUUAUUAAAAGGGAAGCUGGAGGGAUACUACUGAAAAGUCGCUGAGUCGGUUAACGACAGAUACCCCAGCGUUGCGUGUGGUGCCCUCCCUCUUAUGGGGUCGGCUACUACGAUGCCGCUGGGGUCACUCAAACCCCCAGAACUGAGCCUCUACUUUGGCCAAUCCUCUUUGGAUAGAGGACUAGAGAAUUAGAAAAACCUGUAUACAUAAAUAUUAACCGCAAUUUUUCGUGCAAUUCUGUGAGAACCAAUAAAACAUCGAUGUCCCACUAGAAAAUGGCGUCUACUGAACCAAUAGAAUGGCAGAUCCACAAGAAGAUUUCAUACGGAAGUGGGAAAAUAGUUGGGCAAUCAUGGGCCACAGAAGAAUGACGAGGGGUGCCGAGGGGCUAAAGAAUCAAGAUGGCAUCCGAGGAGAAUACUAUCACCGUGUCAAACGCGGACUACAAUGUCAAUAGUGAGUUGAACAGUCACCCCGAUUUCCUCGCAAUCAACAAUCCCAUCUACAAUAUCCCAACAAGUGCAUCUAAACAACUGACAGAUCCUCAAAUUUCACCUGACGACAACAAUCCUUUCAAAAGUGUUGGUAUAAAGACGCCCAGCGGGACGCCCACGAUUUUACCACCAGCGUCACCGAGAAACAGUGUUUUAACCGAAACAUCAGUGUCAAGUGAUGAUAAAAAUGUCAAUGACACCCUUGUCAAUAAUAAAAUAAUCAAUAUCAUGGAAUCGUGCGAUGUCAGUGAGUGUCUGCAAACUGGUCUUUCAGAAUCAUGCGACAUGCCUGGAGGUGCCUGCAACAACGCGGAAAUGUCCCCUUGUCUUCCCCAACAGGACAAUCGUGACAAAUCACCAGUGCAUCAUCUCCCCGAUGUCUUCAGCACUCAUCAGAACGCUAACACUAUAACAUUUGGCAGCGAUCCAAGCCUCGACAGCAACAUAGUACCGGUUAAGUUGGACGAGUGCGGCAAUGUGUCGAGUAAAACGCCACAAUUGGGUGAGAGCCCACAAACAAGCAAUGACAUUAUAACGAGUCCACGAAGCCCAGAUUAUCCACCUCGAGUGUCAACGGAUCACACCUCGAGUCCCCCAUUUCUAUCAAACGUUGAUAUUUCCAUGGACACUGCUAAGUACAAUACAACGGAGACGAUAAAAGUUGAGCCUGAGGUCCAAAUAAAGCACGAGGACGACGAAAAGAUGGUGAAGGGGAUGAUAAAGCUGGAGAUUCCAGACAGGCCUGAAGAUGUUCAUCCUUCGACCCCAGCAUUGCCAGAUACAAAGGUAAAACCUCCUCAGGAACUCUCGAGGAAUCAUUCGUCAUCCUCUUCGACUACAUCAAACUCAUCUACAAUAACUACUGAAAAACCCAGCAGAGAUCACAGUGACAGACACCGUUGCUCUCGUUGCUAUAAACGAAGUAAAAUAAAAAGGGCAAGCAUAGGGGUGCAGUGCAGACGAGACAAGAGUAGCAGUCACUCUCUAAAAUCCUCUCUGAAGGACCACAAAUUUCCAACUCCCCUGACAGCAGCUGACGAGAAUCUCCGGAUAAACUUGCAGACUAAAACCAGCAAGACACUCAACAAAUCCAUCAGUAAGUCAGAUCAACUGGCAGGAUUGAAGUACAGGAGAUUCAUCCACAUCGAGACCUAUCCGAAUGGUGGAGCAACAGUUGUUCACAUGUACCAGGAUGAAAUAGACAUUCUCCCGAAGGAGGAGAUUGACGAGCUGGCGCACGAGUUCUUCAAAGUCGUUUUUGGAGAGGAUGAGAAUGGAAAUGCUUACAAUGUCAUGGGAAUUGUCCACAACGCAGCUGCAUAUUUGCCAGAUCUGCUGGACCACAUGGCGAGUCAUUAUCCAACUUUGACUGUGAAAAAUGGGGUCCUGGGGAGGAACAGUGACAUCGAGACGACGACGAUGCUGCAGUACAAAGAGCAAGUCUAUAAAGCUUACAACAAUGGAACAGUGAGGUACGGACCACUUCACCAGAUAAGCUUAGUGGGAACAGUUCACGAGGAGGUUGGAGGCUAUUUUCCAGACCUUCUCCAGCGCCUAGAGGAGGAUCCCUUUCUGAAGCUAACGAUGCCCUGGGGACCGCUGUCAGUGGUGCAGAUGGAGACACCCCAGGAGUCCAAUGAUGGCCCAAUCCUUUGGAUUCGACCUGGUGAGCAGCUGGUGCCCACUGCAGACAUGAACAAGAGCCCUUGCAAACGUCGUAGAACUGGCAUCAAUGAGUUGAGAAAUUUACAGUAUCUUCCACGUCUAUCUGAAGCUCGAGAGUACAUGUUUGAAGACCGCACGCGUGCCCAUGCCGACCACGUGGGUCACGGUCUCGACAGGAUGACAACAGCCGCUGUGGGAGUGCUCAAGGCCAUCCAUGGAGGACAGCCUUACGAAUUCAACAGGAUAACAAAGGACGUUGUGGCAUUUUAUGCUGGGGAUUUUCCUGAUCUCGUGGAAAAGCUACAGCUAGAUCUCCACGAGCCACCGAUAUCCCAGUGUGUCCAGUGGAUUGAGGACGCCAAAUUGAAUCAACUGAGAAGGCAGGGGAUUCGAUAUGCAAAGAUCAAUCUCUACGACAAUGAUAUUUAUUUUCUCCCCAGAAAUAUUAUUCACCAGUUUCGCACGAUAUCUGCAGUGUCUUCUGUUGCCUGGCAUGUUAGACUCAAACAGUACUACCCUGAUCCCGUGGUACAUGGUAGCAUCAGGCACAAUCGAUCGAUACCAGAGAAUUCGAUAAAAUUCAAGGAAUUGAAGGACGAGCAGAAGGAGAACGCUGACAGGCAGCAUAUGGCUGAGAAAAAGGCCAAGGAGAGAGCUGCUGAGUAUCAGGGGAAUCUCAAGAAAUCUGAUCCUCAGCAUGCCAGGAAGAGAAGUAAGGAGGAGCACAAGAGCAGGGAUCAUGUCAGGGGUGAUAUCAAAAGAAAGGAGUCGAGAGAUGAGGAUGUCAGUCUCAAAGAGACCAAGAGAAAUGAGGAGAGGAGACGAUCUGAUGGUAAAAACCAUCAUGACAAGCACAGGAAGUCAGAGAGACGCUCGUCGACAUCCAGUCGAUCUGACAAGAAAAAACACGGGGAGAGGAGGCACAGCUCGUCCGGGGUUAAGGAGGAGGAGAAGCCAGGAGAUGCCGAUAAACUUCCUCAAGUACGGCAGGAGCAGUCUGAACCUCCAGCAGAGCCUGUUAUCAUCAUCACUCUUGAUAAAGAUCUUGUGGAAGUCAGGCAAUCUGUUGGGAAAAUUUAUGCUACUGAAGUUGUUGAUAAAGCACUUGAAAUAGCAAUUUAUAAAUCAAAAACUGAUGUUGAUGAGGUCUGUCAGUCCCUCAGAGUGGGGGUGUCUGAGGCCUCGAAGGAGGUCCUCGAGAAGAUUAAGCGAGAGUGUCAUGAAUUGGCUGCUAAGAAUUUUGAGGAUUCCAGGAGGCGUGAGCAUUAUUUUAAAUUACUGGAAAAUGAAACUGUGAUGGCUUUCAUGUCUGAGAUGGAGUUAGCCACUGAAAAUGCUGUUAAAGCCCUUGUGGAAAUGGCUGAGGAGGAAGUAAGGGAACGAGCGAAGUGCGAAAUGCAGGAGGAUUCGUCGGGGAAAGCUCCACCUCUUCCGCUCUUGUCACCACCACCGCCGCCUCCUCCACCACCGCCUCCAACCACUCCACCGCCAGAGCCAGAAUCACCAGAAUCCUCUCCAUGGACAGAAAACACUAAUUUCGUUUUCACAAUGAGUGAAAGUCUUGAAAAACAUUCAGCCUCUGCUGCAGAUAUCGAGGAGAAUGUCGCAGGUAAUGACGAGCAAAAUCUGGAGAGAAAGGAGGAGAGGAUAUCGCCUUCGGAGAUUUCUAAAGAAAUCAGAGAGAAGAAGGACUGGGAGGAGAGGCACAAAGAGAGAAGGAAUCGUGAUAGGAGGGAUCGAGAUCACAAGAGGUCGAGUCACAAGGAAAAUUCAAAGUCCCAUCGGUCGAGUAAAUCAACGUCUGGGCACUCGAGUAAGGGAGAUCGAAGGUCCGGUAAUCACAAGGAAUCCUCCUCGAGGAGUCACAGCAAGGACAGACCCAAGAGCACUGGCUCCUCGUCUCAUCGACGAAGUGAUGAGGGCAAAUCACAUCACAGCAGAUCUUCCAGCAGCUCUUCCUCUGGACACAAGAGAAAAUCAUCAACCUCCGUUGGUCAAGCACACAAGGACGAUGCCAAGAGAUCCUGCACUGAUAGGCUUGGAGAUGACACUGGAGCAACGUGAAUUGGUUCGAUCAUUCGUUUUAUUCUGUUGUAUUAAAAUUCAUUAAUUCAGUCGUGAAUUUUUGGAGAAAAGUGUUUUCCGGGGAAAACACGUGAUUGAUCUUUCUUUUUUACUUUGUGAAAAUUUAUGGUUUAUUAUUAUUAUUUCAUUGUGCAUUGUAAAUAUUUUACACGCGAGUCAUUGAUUAUGAUUUUUCCGGUGGAUGUAGAGUCCAGUUAAAUUAUUUGUAGUCAUAGUUUAUUGCUUGGGAUUAAUACGUGAGGUGCAUUCAAUUUUUUCAAUUAUAUGGUGUUGGUAGUCAAGAGGUAAAAUAGUUUAAUGGGAGACUGCCGUGAUAUUUUUAAAUCAUCGAGUGUUGUAGAAAACACUAUUGCAGUUUAUAAUAUUAAUUUAUGAAAAAAGUAUGUUGAAAUUUCUUGCGGGUUGCAAAGAAUCUAGACGAUUCAACGGGUGAAAUUCAUUCAAGUGCCUCGAUUUUCAGUAGAUUAAAUUGAAUAUUGAGUUAAUCUCCAUUUAAAUGUACGCAAACAAAACCAAUGAUCUUUUUUUUGUGUACAAAUUAAUCCAAAGGGAAUUUUAUAAAUAUGUAAAUUGGUUACGAGAAAAACACAUACUAUUCCGCUAAUCUAAAUGCCUGCACAAAAUCAAUUGGAAGAAGGGAAUCCUUGAUGUUCGUUGCGUAUAAUUCAAUGAUUUUUUUCGCUCAAUUUUGAACUAAAUCAAUUGAAAUAGAGGCUAUUCGAUUUUUUCGUAGAUUUUAAUUCUUCAUGAAGCGUAAAGUCUCCCCUUAAAAUCAUGCAUUAUAAAAUAUUAAACUUUUUUACUUCUUUGGUACUGACAUUUCCAUAAUUUCGAAUUGCCCUCUGAUAAUUUUUCUUUCCAUUAUGAUCCCUGAUUAUGCUUUAUUCAAUGACUUUUGUUGCUUUGACAAUUAAAGCUUUCUCCCGGUGAUUAUAGUGGCAGUAUCAAAAUAACACGUUUGAGUGAUGAAUGAGUGAUGAAUGAAUGAAGGGACGAGAUGUGAAAAAGAUUUUUAUUUCUAUUUUCGUAUGAAGAAGUGUGGGAUCGAGGUAAUUGUGGAGGAAUUAUUUUUCAGUGCAUCACGGGACCAAGGCUAUGUCCCUUUGGUAAUAUUUAUAUGAAAUAUAAUUUAUUAAUAUAUGGUUUUUAUUUAUAACUUAGGAGGCUCCAGGUACAAUUGUCUUGAUCCCACUCAUUACCGAUGAUCAAUCGUAUUUUUCACGAAUUAUUGUGCUUUGAUGGGUUUUUCCUCUUUCAAUUUGAAAAUUAGGACCAGUGGGAGCAGAUAAACCGGUCUUUUGCAUUUUUUGACUGAUAAAAUUAUGAAAAAUUACGAUAAUACCAGGGGGAUUACAUAUGUACCGUAGUGAACAGCAAAAGAAGAUAAUUUUCAGUGUCAAUGAUAAUAAUUCAUAUUGCAUUGUAAUGAAUGAUCUAUGAGGGACUUUUAAAGAUGAUUUCAUAGAUAUUCAUUGGUGGUGACGAUUUUAUAGAUUUAAACGAGAGGUGCACAGAGCAGAAGAUUACAAGUUGAUGUAGAUAGUUUAUAUAAGAAAAACGAGAGGAAAUAAUCAGUAAAAGUCCAGAAUUACUCCAGAUGUGGAAGUACUCUGGAAUAUUCUAGUAUUGGAGAGGAAUAAUUGGAGCAAAAUGAUAUUUGGUCUGUAUAUUUUGUAAAUAAUUCAAUUUUAUCAAAAGUAGAGCGAGAUUAUUGAGAUACUAUAUGGAAAAUCAAUGAAUAUCGGUAAAUAGAGAGAUAUGAGAUGCGUAAUAUUUGUGUCUGGUGAGUUGUCUGGCGUUUUCCAAUUUAUUUUAUUUUUCUUCCUAUGGGAUCAGUGGGGAAGUGAUCAAAUGGUCGAAUUCAAUUAUUCAUUAAUUAAAUUCAGGAUAAAAUUUGUUUUUUUUUCCGAAAAUGUCACUCCAAAAAUUCACUG